Blastocystis hominis is the source of this 1252-nucleotide messenger RNA. RefSeq lists its product as hypothetical. Gene Ontology annotation, molecular function: calcium channel activity; calcium, potassium:sodium antiporter activity. NCBI's taxonomy places the organism in Eukaryota, Bigyra, Opalinata, Blastocystidae. The record is from RefSeq and is a predicted model, not a curated record. Gene Ontology annotation, biological process: calcium ion transmembrane transport; intracellular calcium ion homeostasis. The coding region runs from base 1 to 1029 and encodes 342 amino acids. The transcript has 7 exons. Gene Ontology annotation, cellular component: membrane.
AUGAGUUCAGAUUAUAUAUUUAGCCAGAUUAGAGAAUCCUCGGAUGUAGGUGUUUUUUCGAUCGGUCUCUGCCUUGAUGUUAUUGAUAAAUAUUGGUGGGGAGUACUCAUUGAGGUAAUUAUCUUCUUUAUCACUUUCUCGAUCAUUGGAAAUUUGUGCGAUGAAUUUUUAGUUCCUAGUCUUGAAAUUAUGAGUGUCAAGCUGAAGCUUAAGGAAGAUGUAGCUGGAGCUUCGUUUUUAGCCUUUGGUGCCUCGGCCCCUGAAAUUGUCAUUAGCAUUAUUACCACAAUCCAGGGAGGUGACAACGUGGAUCUUGGUGUUGGAUCCAUCAUUGGAUCUGGAAUGAUUGGAUUGAUGCUAAUUCCUGGUGUUUGCGGACUUGCUACAAAGCGUGAUUUGGAGUUGAAACGUCGUCCUCUGACGCGAGACGUUAUUUUCUAUUUGUUUUCUCUUGCCGGACUGGUUUAUUUCCUCUGGGAUGGAACGAUCUACCCCCUGGAAGGAAUUUAUCUGAUGCUCAUCUAUGUUAUCUACAUUGCCAUCCUUAUCUUCGCCCCCAUGGUUCGCCGUCAAUACCGAAUCAAGAAGAAUUUAAUCGACCCGAACGUUACGACAUCGUUUAUCACUCAGGAAGGGAUGGACAGCGACGACGAGCGAGCGUAUGAACCAAUUGACGAGCGAGCGGAUCUUACUCAGGACAUCGCGAUGGAAGUGGCUUGGAACCCCAUCGAUUCAAACGUUCCGCUGUCUCCGAUGCUUCGUGUCCGCGCUUCCAUUUCGAGAUUUUUGUCGAAGGUGGGAUCUGUGUACCGCUCGUACAUCGAGUUCCCUAUUUCCUGGUUCUUUAGCCACGUGAUUCCCAAAUGCGAGCACGGAACAUCCACCGAGAAUCUCUUUGUAAUCACAUUCCUUUUGUCGAUCUUCUGGGUGGCCUUGGUGACGUUUGUGAUGAGCGCAGUGUGCCAACGUUGGGUUGCUUUAGUGGAGAAUCUGGGCAUGAUAUCCUUUAAUAUAUUUCUUUUAUUUUGAUUUUUUGAAUUUCCAAGUCGAAAAGAAUCCUUAACUGCACUCUCCUAGUGUGGGAACGCUCGUGGGAAUGGUGCUCAUCGGUCUUGGAGCGUCCAUUGCUGAUGUGAUGCAGUGCUACACCGUGUCGCGAAAAGGCUAUGGAUCGAUGGCUAUCUCGAAUAGCGUGGGAUCCCAAAUUCUUAACAUCUGUGUGGGUCUGGGAUUGCCGUGGACGAUUAAGGGA